GGAGGUGCGUGUGGUGGAGUUGAAAGCACCGUCCAACACGUGAGGCUCAUGUGACGGUGUCGAGUCUGUGUCUCCAGCCGAGAGAGAGACGUGCCUGCAGUCACAGGGUUUAUUUAACACGUAGUCAAAACCCACCCAGCUCUCUCACACAUCGAGCCAGGCGUGGAAACCUCCUCAGACAGACAUACUACCGAGUCCGGACCUCAGGGUGACAACACAACACAGAGCAGCGCACCACAACUGCAGCUCUCACACACUGGAGAACAGGACAUAUACUUUUUUUUCUUCCUUUAUUUCUCAUAGGAUUUAUUUUUUCUCAUUUUUGAAAGUGCGACUUUUGAAGAGAUUUGGAUCGAUUUGAAGGCUUUUUUUAAAAAGUAAUUUCUCAAGCAAUAUGGAGAGGAUUACCAGCGCGCAACCACCUCCCUGUGUGCCAAAACACCCAUCAAUGGAUAUAGCUGACAUGCAAGGAAUGGAUUUUGUACCCAUGUAUGUGUACAAACCCAGAAGAGGCAUGAAGCGUGGAGAUGAGAGCAAGGAGACAUACAAGUUGCCCCACCGACUGAUCGAGAAGAAAAGACGCGACAGAAUCAACGAAUGCAUUGCCCAGCUGAAGGAUUUGUUGCCAGAACAUCUUAAGCUGACAACGCUGGGUCACUUGGAGAAAGCCGUGGUGCUGGAACUCACUCUCAAGCAUGUGAAAGCCCUGAGCGGCAUCCUGGAGCAGCAACAGCAGAAAAUUAUCGCGCUCCAGAACGACCUGCAAAUCGGUGAUCAUGGAGGCGACAGUGCAGAGAGCAGUGAGGAGAUGUUCCGCUCCGGCUUCCACUUGUGUGCAAAAGAGGUCCUCCACUAUCUGGCCAGCCAAGAAAGCAGCAGGGACUUGACUCCUUCACACGUCAUCAGCCAUAUCCAAAAGGUAGCAGCUGAAGUCCUGCAUCACGAGAGCAGCCUGCACCCAGACGAGUCCGUCCCCAGAGCUUCAGAGAAACAGAAGAAACCCGCCGGAGAGCCCCAGAGGGCGUCCGAGGGCUCGGCCAAGAACUGCGUCCCCGUCAUUCAAAGGACUUACCCCCAUGUGACAGGGGAGCAGAGCGGCAGCGACACAGACACUGACAGCGGAUACGGGGGAGAGCAUGAAAAGCGUGACCCCAAAGCCCAGUGGUCAGAGAGCUAUGCAAAGGAGGAGGAGCGCAGGCAAGCCGCGUCCGAGACGGCGGUCGGUGCCAUCAAGCAGGAGGGCGACGAGCCUCGGGCCAAGAAGGCGAGGUCCGAGUCCCCAGAGGACGAGAUGAUGUCCGGUCACCCGGCAGGAGGCCCCGGCGGCUACAUGGGCUUCUCCCCAAACCAGCCGUUCUGUCUCCCCUUCUACCUCGUCCCGCCUGCAACAGCGGCAGCAGCAGCCUAUCUGCCCAUGCUGGAGAAAUGCUGGUACCCCGGGGGCAUGCCGGUCAUGUACCCGGGCAUGAGCGGCUCUGCCCCAGCCACGCCUCCCACGUCUCUGGUGAUGUCCCCAAGGGCAGGGUCUCCAGCAUCCUACCAGAACCACAUGGACUCCUCCGUUCUCCACAAAGCUUUAAAGCAGGUCUCCCCGUUGAACUUGGAAACCAAAGACUGAACUCAACGUGUUUCUGUUGGAAUCUCGCCCUCUGAAUGUUGACGGGGUUGAAAAGAGGGUAAACACAAACGCACUGGUAUCCCUUCAAAGCGCAGACGUUGUUUGGCCCAUUUGACCCCCAGCAAAGACCUCAAAAGGUCACCGUCGUCCAUCGCCAGCUCCUCACACACUGAAACAGGACUUUUAGGGGCAACCUGGAGCGCCCACGUGAAGGCUCAUAGAUCACCUGUUGCAUGGAAACACUGUGAAGAUGAUAAAGACAAUGCAAGAGAUUGCAAGUUUUCUUUUCUAGUUUGUCUUCUCUGCACUCAGUGUUGAAUGUCAGAGGUUAACACAGAAUGUAAGGCCCCCUGAAAAAAACCUAUUUGGACCUACUUUUUGCACACAAACACCACUCUUUAAUGAAUGUAAAGUUUGAACAAAAGCCCCUUGUAGAUGCUGCUUGAACCUCCUGCUGUAGAUCUGUGAAUGGAAGAUCUACCUACAGUGUUUGUCGCUCCUGUAACUGCAACAAACCACUGUUUAGACUAGUUACCAAAAAAACAAAUUGUGACAAGAGGCGUCACAAAAGACAUUUGCUCCUUUGAUCCUUCAAUUACCUUGCAGCUAAAUGAACAGUGUUCACGGCGUUCAAAGAAUUCAGGGUGUUGUCACUGUACAAGGUGUGUCACUCACACAUGUCUGUUUGAAAGUGGUCAUACGUGCUUUUACGUUUUUUUGAUUUGUGACUCAUGACUAUUUGUGCAUCUAGAUGGAGUCCCUGUGAAGUGAUGUCUCGUAAUUCAUUUUGUUUAUACUACUCGUACAUCUCUAUUUUUGAUACGUGACCCGCUGAGUGUAUUCGCAUCGCUACCGGAAGACGGAUGAGGUAGUCAUUCGCUGUACGCCAAGAGGACGUGUACAGUAUAUAGCAUUGUGCUCAACCAGAUUUGCAUCUUGCCCACAAAUUCCCAGUCAAGUUAAGGCCUGAUCUUAGCUCAUGCUGUUGCCUUUUUACUCGUGUAACGCAGACACAACGACGGCAGGUGUUUCAAUGUAUUUCGCUUUAAAUGUUGUGUCUGUGGCAAAGAGAGUGAAUGUAAAGUUCAAGACAAAAAUAAUAGUUUUGUAUAGAAAGAGGUACUUGGGAUUUUUAUUUUGAAAUGUAACAAAAAGGUUGUUUGUUGUACAUAUUUUGUAUAUAAAGUAUUAUUGAUAUAUAUUAAAAUAUUAAUAAAAGCUUUUUUUUCCCUCC
Messenger RNA from Sebastes umbrosus (honeycomb rockfish), 2852 nucleotides. RefSeq names its product basic helix-loop-helix family, member e40 (gene bhlhe40). Gene Ontology annotation, molecular function: protein dimerization activity; RNA polymerase II cis-regulatory region sequence-specific DNA binding; DNA-binding transcription factor activity, RNA polymerase II-specific. Gene Ontology annotation, cellular component: nucleus. The record is from RefSeq and is a predicted model, not a curated record. Lineage: Eukaryota; Metazoa; Chordata; Actinopteri; Perciformes; Sebastidae. Gene Ontology annotation, biological process: anterior/posterior pattern specification; circadian regulation of gene expression; regulation of transcription by RNA polymerase II. The coding region runs from base 395 to 1618 and encodes 407 amino acids. The transcript has 5 exons.